This is a messenger RNA of Xenopus laevis (African clawed frog), 4551 nucleotides long. It is a transcript of the gene kpna3.S, whose product is annotated as karyopherin alpha 3 (importin alpha 4) S homeolog. NCBI's taxonomy places the organism in Eukaryota, Metazoa, Chordata, Amphibia, Anura, Pipidae. Bases 489 to 2054 code for a protein of 521 amino acids. The record is from RefSeq and is a predicted model, not a curated record. Gene Ontology annotation, biological process: protein import into nucleus. Gene Ontology annotation, cellular component: cytoplasm; nucleus; cytosol. The transcript is spliced from 17 exons. Gene Ontology annotation, molecular function: nuclear import signal receptor activity.
AUGGGAGCCAUUCCACAGGCGGCUCUAGAGCGUUCCUUUUAGGCCACGUGACUGCCUACGUCAGUGGGAAAAAUAGUCCACCUUUUAGUUGACCAAAUACCGGCUCUUUACAGCCCAUCAUCUGGAUAGGCUUUACUUUGAUUGGCUCAUAACAAUAGCCUUCUGCGUGUCCCGAGGGGUUACGGAGAGUCGUAGUUUCAACGCAGCCGUCAACUCUAGCGUCUAUAGACUGGAGCGCCGCAAAAGCGAACUCCAUUCCAACGUGAAGAUCACGCCCACGGUUUCCCCACGCGGUCGCGCAGGCCACGCUCAAGGUCUCAUUGCGAGCGCGCACGCCACGCCCCCAAAUCUUUACCCACCCCUUUCCCUGUGUGUGUGUGAGUGCGUGCGCGCGCAGGGCGGAGGAGUGCGGCUGUGGCGCGGGCUCGGAAGUGUUGGUGUCGCAGCCGGUAAACGGGCAGUGGGAAGACGCAGAAGAAGCAGCCGCCAUGGCGGACAACGCCGGCCUAGAUAACCACCGUAUCAAGAGCUUUAAGAACAAGGGGCGAGAUGUGGAGACUAUGAGAAGACACAGAAAUGAAGUGACUGUUGAGCUGCGAAAGAACAAACGAGACGAGCACCUGUUGAAAAAAAGAAAUGUCCCACAAGAAGAGAGUUUAGAAGAUUCAGAUGUCGAUGGAGAUUUUAAAUCGCAAAAUGUAACACUCGAAGCAAUAUUGCAGAAUGCCACCAACGAUAAUCCAGCAGUCCAACUAAGUGCAGUGCAAGCAGCAAGAAAAUUACUGUCCAGUGACAGAAAUCCACCUAUUGAUGAUCUAAUAAAAUCGGGAAUUUUGCCGAUUCUAGUGAAAUGCUUAGAGGCAGAUGAUAACCCUCCUUUACAGUUUGAAGCAGCAUGGGCUUUAACUAACAUAGCAUCAGGAACCUCGGCACAAACCCAGGCAGUGGUUCAGUCCAAUGCUGUGCCUCUCUUCCUGCGACUUCUCCAUUCCCUGCAUCAAAAUGUUUGUGAACAAGCAGUGUGGGCACUUGGAAACAUUAUAGGUGAUGGUCCUCAGUGUAGAGAUUAUGUCAUCUCGCUUGGAGUUGUCAAACCUCUUCUGUCAUUCAUCAACCCCUCAAUCCCCAUCACUUUCCUUCGUAACGUCACUUGGGUCAUUGUAAAUCUCUGCCGAAAUAAGGACCCUCCACCACCCAUGGAGACUGUCCAGGAGAUUUUACCUGCUUUGUGUGUCCUCAUAUAUCAUACAGACAUCAAUAUUCUAGUGGAUACUGUAUGGGCUUUGUCUUACCUGACUGAUGGUGGAAAUGAGCAAAUACAGAUGGUGAUAGAUUCUGGAGUCGUUCCAUUUUUAGUACCUCUCUUGAGCCACCAGGAAGUAAAAGUACAAACUGCAGCCCUAAGGGCUGUUGGUAACAUUGUUACUGGAACAGAUGAACAGACUCAAGUCGUCUUAAACUGUGAUGUUCUUUCUCAUUUUCACAAUCUUCUAACCCACCCUAAAGAGAAAAUCAACAAGGAAGCAGUGUGGUUCUUAUCUAAUAUUACAGCAGGAAACCAGCAACAAGUUCAAGCUGUCAUAGAUGCCGGUCUAAUACCUAUGAUUAUACAUCAGCUGGCCAAGGGGGAUUUUGGAACCCAGAAGGAAGCUGCCUGGGCUAUCAGUAACUUGACGAUAAGUGGCAGAAAAGAUCAGGUGGAGUACCUUGUGCAGCAAAAUGUUAUCCCCCCGUUCUGCAGUUUGCUGUCUGUGAAGGAUUCUCAAGUGGUGCAAGUUGUUUUGGACGGUUUGAAAAACAUUCUAAUAAUGGCAGGAGAUGAAGCUAGCACUAUUGCUGAGAUUAUUGAAGAAUGUGGAGGAUUGGAGAAAAUAGAAGCACUGCAACAACACGAGAAUGAAGAAAUCUAUAAAUUAGCAUUUGAGAUCAUAGACCAGUAUUUCUCUGGUGAUGAUAUUGAUGAAGAUCAAAGCCUUGUUCCUGACGCUACCCCAGGAGGUACAUAUCAUUUUGAACCCACAGCCAGUUUGCAAACAAAGGAAUUUAACUUCUAAGUAUGUUGCUGUGCAGCUUUUCUGUCCCUCAGCAUACACCACCACCAGACACCAACCUGUUGAAGAAACAUUAAAGGCUUAAAGAUACACACACGCCUCUUCAUUUUGAUGCUUCUAAAGCAAAUCAUGUUAUCUGUCACCUUGCAGUUGCCAAAUGUCACAUUCACACGGACUGUAAUUGCAUAUGCAUGAUCUCGGUUUUCUUUGAAAUUCUGACAGUCCCAACUAUAUCUCCUGCUUUUUCCAUUCAGCACCAUGUGCUGACUGCCACAACGUUCUUCUUUCAAGUUAUUCCAUAGUGGUGGCAUAUCGGCUUACUGUGGGAAAAGUAGCUUCUCUUGAUUCUGGUGCACUGUAGAUCGAGACUUGGGUAGGAUGCCUUUGUUUUGGAAGAAUUUGCAGGAGUAGUCUGCUCUGAGCCUCCAUCUUCCUACAUGAACAUUUUCAUAUUUUGUGGAACUAAAAAAAUUUAAUGGAAAACAAAAAAAAAAAGUUUAAAAAAAACAAAAAAAAACAUGCAAGCCAAAAUAGUUCAUUCACGAAACCGAAUAAAGGUUUUACUUGGGUGAUUGAAUGAAACAAAUUGUUUAAGAGAAGGAAAACUGUAGUCCUGUCUCUAAUUGGUGUUUCCUAAGCUGCCUCAGAAGUCUGGAUUGGAGAGGAAAAAAAAAAAAUGGAACUAUUUCUAAGCAAAGUGCUUUGUAUUCUUUUGAACAUCACGCCGUACUUGAUCACUUCUACAUAUAUCCUGCUGUUUUUCUAAGCUUCUAGAAUACGUCCGCUGACCUGAAGCUGAAAGCAAGAGUCCCUUACUUCUAAAACGAAACCAAGAUUUUGACAAGAACAAACCUAAAAUGCGGGUGGGGGUGGAACCUUGCUUUCAUCUUUUAGCUGACUUAGUAUUUUGUUUUCUUUGGGUGGCUAAAGGCGUUUUAUUUGAUUGGGUUCAAACUGUGGAGCUUUCAUGUUUACUGUAAUGUAGUCUUAAACAAUUUAUACUUCGUAACCAGUGCUUUUAAAAUCAUGGUUGGCAACAAUCGCAGAACUAUUUAAAGCUUUAUUCCGAAUAACGCAGGAUGCUUAGCACAGAAAUUAGCCGACAAUUGGUGGAAACAAUAACGGCUCAUGUAAAAGGACAGAACUCCUAUGAAGUGGGUCUGUAGCGCAAUAUUGUCUCACUUUCCUGCUGUACAGUUCCCUUUAAUAAUGUCCACAUAUGAUGGCUGGCUUUAGAGGUCUGGGUAAUUUACUUGCUUAAUCCUGAUCUUGGACACCUGACAGUUAGAACCUGCUAAGAUUGUGAAAUAUUACAAUUAUAAUGGCUAUUUACUUUCACAAACUCUGACUUUAAGAGGGUUUUUUUGUGUGUGUGUUUAAUCGAAGCUACAGUUGCCUGAGUGACCAGGAGCAUGUCACAACUCACACUAAAACGCAGUGUAUUUGCGUUUUGACAAUUCCCAGUUAAGUGAUGUGAAGGGAUAGAGGAAUGAAAACUACUUAACUUACCUGAAUUGGUUAAUGUUUACUGUAUUGAGGAGAACGGACGCCAUGCAAGUUCUGUGGGUCAGCUUCCCUGUCCGUGAGUCCUGUUACUGGAGAGCAACACAGCAGAUGUGCUUUCAUUACAAUAUAUAUAUAUCUGCCAAGGUGGAGCCACUUUAAAGAGGGGGGUUUUGUCUUGUAUCGCCAGAAUGAUACAAGCGUAUGUUUAAACUGCAAGAUUUUUACUUGCUAAAGAAUCUGUUUUAAUAUAGCAGUUUGGCCUCUGAUUAUUUAUAGGUUUUAUAAAUUUUAGAAUCAAUUUCUCUUUAAGGUGGCUCAAAACUGAUUCAACUCUUGUGCACAUAAAAAAAUUGAGUUGAAGUUCAUUGUGCCUUUUUUUCUUUCCCCUGUCCCCAGAGUUUAGAGUUGAAGCUUCAUAUCGUAAGUGCAUCCCAUUCGCACCCUCCAGUCUAAAUGUGUGGUGUUUCACUUAAAAGUUACAGUUGAAGUCACAACUUGAUACGGUCAUGCUGCAGAACGGAGCCUAGUGACGCUUUUUACACGUGUGCAGUAUUUUUGUUUUCCUUUUUAACCAUUUAACCUCCAAAUUUUUCAAAAUGUCAGAUCGGUGUUCUUAGGGAAAACUGGCAGUUCCGCCAUGACGCUGCAACAGUUUCACCUGGGAGGAGUUUGCUUUCACAAGGAAGCUUUGCUGGCAGUUUGGAGUGUGCUAAAAGCCUUUAAAGAGUACAUGACUACUUUAAAGCUCUAACCAAGUGUUUGGUUCGCUUUUCCUGAGCCUGUGACCAUAUCAAGUUUUGACAAGAAUUGGGAAAAAAACUGAUUAUUGCUGCACUUUUAAGUUUUCAAAACAGUGUUUGAAAAAUGCAUUUUCUUUUAUAAUAACUGUUUAAAUGGACUAAAAUGUUCUUUCAGAAGAAGCAUCAAAAUGUGUUCCUAAUUUUGUAUAUGGGCUUAGGUUUUGUAACCAAUAAAAAGCUGCUAUCAAAUACUA